ACCUUCUCCGUGGACCUCUCAACGCAGGACACUCUUCUUCACCGACAAACGCUUGGAGUAACACCAAUUUAGCGGAUAUUUUCCCACGGAUAUCACAUGAGAGGUUUUUUUUUUUUGGUGUGUGUUUAUUUUAUUCCCGAAAGUGUUGACGUUUCAACGUCAUGGUCGUAAAGUGAGCCAACAUGUCGGACGACGAGGAAAAUGUGCCUUCGUUUCUCGACGACGUAAGAGUAAAGUUUGUCGAGGGCAAAGUUUGUAAGUUCCUACAAAUGCAGCAUCAAGUGUGGGAUAAAAGUGCUGCCAGUCAAGACUUCCAAACACUUUUGGCAGACCUUUUUGAAAAACACACGGCUGUUUAUUUUUCUUUGUCAAAGACAGGUAGUCUGGUCGCUACUAAUGAGACACCGAGUGUUGCCAGAAAUAGGCUCAUUUAUACCACAAAGAAGCGAGCUGACCCCGUCAAUUCAGAAAACUACAGGGAGCUUCUGCUUUUUGGUGUACUGGCUCCAUGUCCAUUACUGCAACUGUCAAUCAUAGUUGAACAGAUAUGUGCCCCAUUGCUGUCCAACAACCUUAACCAGCACACAUGGCCACAACUGUUAUCUGAGGAUGUUACUCAAAAUGCAAGGAGUAUAUGCAGUAAAACAUCAGUUGUGCGGAGACGUGCAUUGGGGAAAUCUGUCCUCGCUGUCCCACCUGAUACAGACUGGAUAGGAAAUGCAUCCAGUUCAUCUAAAAUGUAUGGUAACUAUGACAGGGCACUGGCUCACAACAUAGAGACCCAGGUCAGUAACUGGACCAAUCUGAUCCAGAGAUUGUUGAAGGAGGAUUCAUCAGACAUACUUCUGACUGGCAGUAACCCUGGGCCCGAUGCAGAGCUGAGGUUUUGGGCUUCCAGGAAGAGCAAUAUUCAGAGCAUCUAUCAACAGCUUCAGAGUCCUGUUGUUCAGGAGAUGGCAAAGAUGUUGGAGAUGAUGGAAAGCAGCUAUUAUCCUGCCAUAAAGAGCCUGAUAGGAAAUGUAUUUGAUGCACUCGAAGAAGCAGAGGACAUUGACCUGUAUCUACAGCCACUGUGUGUUCAACUUUCUCAAAUGGAAAAUGAAGGAUUCGCACACUUUGAAGCCUCCAUCCCUGCACUGUUUCAUCUGUUAUUCCUCAUCUGGACUAAUUGCCAACCAUAUCAAAGGCCCACACGAAUCGUUGUUUUACUUCAGCAGUAUUGCAAUCUGCUCAUUGAACAGGCAUCUACAUAUUUGUCUGCUGACUUAUUACUGCGAGAAGACCCUGAGGAAGGUCUACACAUGGUGAAGAGGGUGAUAAAACUCUUCAGAUGUUUCAAAGAGAGUUAUCAGAGUCAAAGGGAGAGGUUGGCAAGCCGUGCAAGACAUGCUCCCUGGGAUUUCCCAUCUGUCAUGAUUUUCACACGUUUCAACAACUUCCUUAACCGCAUGCUACAACUGGAGGACAUUUUUGAAAUAAUGCUGGAAUACAAAAGAAUGGAAAAACUGGAAUUUGGUGGGCCGAAAGGCAAACUCUACAGUGAGCGUGUUGCUCAAAUGUACACUGAGUUCAGUGAGCACUGCCUGAAAUUGAUCCACUGUAAUCACAACACUCUUGACUGCAACGGCCAGGAUUUUGAGAAGGAAUAUAAAAAUUUCAAAGUGAAGAUUGUGGACUUUGAAUACCGAUUUGCCAGCCUACUGUGCUCAGCCUUUAAGGAUUGUGCAGGACUAGAAUCAGCAUUUAAACUGUUAACCAUUUUUGGACCUUUCCUUGAAAGAGGACACAUUCUACAAGUAUUCAGUCCCAACAUUCCUCUACUGCUGCAACAAUUCCGAGAUGAGCUGGACAAUUGUAAAUGGCUCUUUAAGUCACAAGUCAAUGAGUUGGAAAGUUGUUUGGGAACGAACAUGACUCGUAUGUCUGGAGUGUUAAAAUGGGCAACAAUGAUCAGAGAACGCAUUAAAGCCCCAUGGGAAAAAAUGAAAAUUGUGUUUAAAAGCAUUUUCAGAUCUGAGGGAGGCAUGGAUACAACAGAAGAACACCACAUAUCCACGGAGAUGAUUAGUCUUCUACACCAAUGGGAGGAAGGUGUUUAUACUGAGUGGUGUGAUGGUUUGGAGCAGGCUUGCCAGAUUAACCUGAAACAACCACUCAUUUUUAGAAACUCCUCAAAUGACCUCAUUGCAGUCAAUUUCAAUCCCAAGCUGGCUGAAAUCUUGAAAGAUGUGAAGUACAUUCAAACGCUCAACCUUAACAUCCCUGUGGCAGCCAUGACUGUUUUUGAGAAACGUGACCUUUUCACAAAGUAUGUGAGCAGUCUGCAGCUAAUCGUGCAAUGGUACAACAAACUCAAACAGUCUCUCCUCGAAAUUGAACUCCCACUCAUCAGAGAUGAACUGGCUUCAGUCGACCAAUUACUGAAAAGAGCGGAGACCGACGUGAUGUGGCAAGACCAGGACUGCUGGAGCUUCAUAAGCACCACAAAAAAACAAGCCGAAGACCUUGUUAACCGAGUCGUUAGAGCAAAGGAGAACCGUGAUGCCAUUCAAUCAAUGAUGAAGAGAUGGAGCAAACACACUAUGUUUUGCAGAAAGGACAACAAGAAAAGCUCACUGCUACAGCUUGAGGACAGGGGAGACCGUGUUAACAAGAUAUAUAGUUCAAUAAAACAAGAUGGAGACUCCAUCCACAAGUUGGUCCAGGAGAACAUGGUGCUGUUCAAUGCAGACCCAACUUCAGACGCUUGCCGGGCCUACAUGGACUAUGUGGACGAGAUGGUGGUCGAGGGUCUCUUCGGCUUCAUCGGUCACUCACUCCAAUUCUUUGUGGACAACAUGGACUCAUAUCCCAAGCAGGCCCCUCUAUUUGAGGCUCAUUUGAUGCUUACGGAUUCUGGGAUGAUCUUCCUUCCAUCACUGGAGAGAGAUGCAGGAGAUGGCUUCUAUGAGCUGUUAGAAGGACUGGUUGGAGAUAUAUUUAAGGCAUCAGUGAAUAUCAACAGGUUGGCUUCUGAUUUUAGCGUGGACAACUAUCAGGAUGUAAUGGAAGACAUGCUUGAUUUGUUGGAUUUGCGGAAGGACGUGAUGGAGAGAGUUGAGAAUGUCCGCAACAAAUCCAUAUCUUACCAGAGACAAUUUGAUUGCUACACCCAUUUGUGGCAAGAUGACCGGGCAGAGUUCCUCACCCAGUUCCUCUUGUAUGCACGAGUGCUAACACCUGAAGAGGUGGAGGCUCACAGAGCUGAUAUUCUCCCAGAGAGCCCUCCUACCGUUGAUCAAUUCAAAGAACAGAUUGAUUACUACGAGGACCUGUACUCUGAAACAUGCAAACUUGAAGAUUCCAGAGUAUUUGAUGGAUGGUUUCGGGUGGAUAUUAAGCACUUCAAAGCCAGCCUCCUAAACACUAUUAAGAAGUGGAGUUGGCUUUUUAAGGAGCACCUCUUGACAUAUGUCACGAACAGUCUUGAUGGCCUUCAAGGAUUUGUCCGAACUACUGUUGAAGGGCUUGCUAAGUGUGUGCCAAAAGGAGACUACCAGAGUCUGAUGGAAGUCAUGAGUCACCUCCUGGCCAUUAGAGACAGACAAGUUGUCACCGACAAGAUGUUUGAGCCUUUAAGGGACACAGUGAUCCUCCUAGAACGGCAUGGAGUGACCAUUCCUGACAAGGUCCAUUUUCAGCUUGAGGAACUCCCUGAAAAAUGGAAUGGGGCUAAAAAAUUGUCCUUAAAAGUGAGACAUGAGGUCGCUCCUCUGCAAAAUGAAGAAGUGAUGGUUUUACGAAGAUGCUGCUUGGAAUUUGAGGUGAAACAAAGCCAAUUCAGGGACAUCUUCAGAGCAACUGCACCUUUCAGUUACAAAACAUCUCAUCCCUACAUUAGUCUGGAUAAAUCUGAAAAAGCAAUCCGAGAAAUGGACAGAGAGUUGUCAGUGUUGCAGGCCUCAACACACCUAUUUGACGUCACAAUUCCUGAAUAUAAAGACAUCAAGCUCUGCAAACGCGAGAUCAUUGUUCUCAAAGAACUGUGGGACAUUGUCAUAUUUGUGCAUACCAGUGUGGAACACUGGACAAAGAGCAAGUGGAGGCAGAUAAACUUGGAGCAGAUGGAUGUAGAAUUGAGGGGGUUUGCUAAGGACAUGCGGAAGCUUGACAAAGAGGCUCGUGUAUGGAAUGUGUAUUCCGGUUUAGACCUUUUUGUGAAGAACCUGUUGACGUCACUGCGAGCUGUGAGUCAGCUACAGAACCUUGCAAUACGAGAGCGUCACUGGGUGCAACUAAUAAGGACAAUGCAGAUGAAUUUCACUGUGACUGAUCAUACCACCCUGGCGGACCUUUUGGCUCUGCAACUUCAUCUUUACGAAGAAGAGGUCCGCAGCACCGUGGAUAAGGCAGUUAAAGAAAUGGCCAUUGAGAAGGUUGUGACAGAAAUUAGUCAGAUAUGGGCAUCAAUGGAGCUUUCAUAUGAAGAUCAUUACCAAACCUCUGUGCCCCUUCUCAAAUGUGACGAGGAGCUCAUUGAGACGCUUGAGGAUCAUCAGGUUCAGCUACAGGGCAUCUUUCAGAGCAAGCACAUAUAUCACUUUCUUGGCGAAGUUGUGGAACUUCAGAGACAGCUAACAGUGGCUGACUCUGUGCUGAUGGUCUGGAUGGAGGUGCAGAGGACAUGGGCCUACUUAGAAAGCAUCUUUAAAGGCUGUGAUGAUAUCUGUCAGCAACUACCAACAGAUGCGCACAGAUUUCAAAUGAUCGACGCUGAAUUUCAGGAAUUAAUGUUGGACAGUGCAAAAAACAAACAUGUCAUUGAAGCCACCAAUAAACCCAAACUAUUUGCAAAGUUAGAGGAUUUUCAGAAAAGGCUGGCUUUAUGUGAAAAGGCUCUUGCUGAAUACCUGGAGACCAAACGACUUGCAUUUCCGAGAUUCUACUUUAUAUCAUCUGCAGACUUGUUGGAUAUUCUCUCGAAAGGAGGCCGCCCUAAAGAUGUAACGUGCCACCUGUUAAAACUAUUUGACAAUUUGUCUGAUGUGGAAUUCUCCAAAAAUCAUUCUAAACUUGCUGAGGGCAUGUACAGCAAAGAACGGGAGUAUGUACCAUUCCACAAGGGAUGUUACUGUAAUGGAGUGGUGGAGGUAUGGCUUGCCUGUCUGGAGGAUUCCAUGAGGGAAAGUGUUAGGUGUCAUCUGUCUGAGGCUGUAUCUGUGUACGAGGAAAGGCCCAGAGAGCAGUGGAUUCUUGACUUUCCAGCCCAAGUUGCUCUGACUGCAUCACAGAUAUGGUGGAGUAACGAUGUGGAGCUUGUGUUUAAAAGACUGGAAGAAGGAUUUGAGUCUGCUCUUAAAGACUAUAACAAAAAACAGGUUGCUCAACUAAAUGUGUUGAUUAACAUAUUGUUGGGUGAGCUGAGUCUUGGAAACAGACAGAAGAUCAUGACUAUUUGCACCAUUGAUGUGCAUGCGAGAGAUGUUGUUGCCAAUUUAAUUGCCCAAAAGAUCACCACCUCGCAGGCCUUCCAGUGGCUUUCCCAUCUCCGACACUGCUGGAAUGAGCAGCAGCGCCACUGUUUUAUUAACAUUUGUGAUGCCCAGUUCCCUUACCUUUACGAGUAUCUUGGAAAUACACCACGUCUAGUCAUCACUCCCCUUACAGACCGUUGCUACAUCACACUGACUCAGUCACUGCACCUGACCAUGAGCGGAGCACCAGCGGGUCCUGCUGGGACUGGCAAAACCGAGACCACAAAGGAUCUUGGCCGAGCAAUGGGUGUCAUGGUCUACAUCUUUAACUGUUCUGAGCAGAUGGACUACAGGUCAACAGGCAAUAUCUACAAGGGUUUAGCCCAAACUGGAGCAUGGGGAUGCUUUGAUGAAUUCAAUCGCAUCCCUGUCGAGGUUUUGUCUGUUGUUGCGGUGCAGGUGAAAACGAUCCAGGAUGCCAUCCGAUCUAAAAAGAAAAGGUUCCUGUUUCUGAAUACAGAAAUUGUCUUAAAGCCCUCUGUCGGGAUCUUCAUCACUAUGAAUCCGGGCUAUGCAGGAAGGACAGAACUACCUGAGAACCUGAAGGCUUUGUUCAGACCCUGUGCAAUGGUGGUACCGGACAUUGAGCUCAUCUGUGAGAUCAUGUUAGUGGCAGAGGGCUUCUGUGGUGCAAAGCUUCUAGCCAGGAGGUUUACUUCUCUUUACGUUUUGUGCAAAGAGCUUCUUUCCAAGCAAGACCAUUAUGAUUGGGGUUUACGAGCUGUCAAGUCUGUUUUGGUCGUGGCUGGUGCGCUCAGAAGAAGAGACAAGACAAAACCUGAGGAUCAGGUGUUAAUGCGUGCGCUGAGGGACUUCAACAUGCCAAAAAUUGUGACUGAUGAUGUCACCAUCUUCCUUGGAUUGCUGCGAGAUCUAUUUCCAGGCCUGGAAGUAGAGAGAGAAAGAGACUGGGACUUUGAAAACGAAGUAAAAAAUACCACAGUUUCUCUCCAACUCCAGCCAGAGGAAGCAUUUAUCCUCAAGGUGAUGCAAUUGGUGGAACUCAUGGCUGUGCGUCAUUCUGUUUUUGUUGUUGGAAAUGCUGGAACUGGGAAAAGCUCGAUAUUGAGGGUUCUCUAUAAAACGUAUUUAAACCUGAAGAUGAAGCCUGUCUGGAAUGACCUCAAUCCAAAAGCAGUUGUCAGAGAUGAAUUGUUUGGCUUUAUCCAUCCUGGAACUCGGGAGUGGAAAGACGGUUUGCUUUCAUCGCUGAUGCGAGAGCAAGCGAACAUGUCCCACCUUGGACCUAAAUGGAUUGUGUUGGAUGGAGACAUCGAUCCGAUGUGGAUUGAAUCACUCAACACAGUGAUGGAUGACAACAAGGUCCUGACUCUUGCUAGCAAUGAGCGGGUGCCACUCACCUCAUCCAUGAGGCUUGUUUUUGAAAUUAGCCACCUGAGAGCAGCCACUCCUGCCACUGUGUCCAGAGCAGGAAUCCUCUACAUCAACCAGCAAGACCUGGGCUGGAAUCCAUAUGUCACCAGUUGGAUUGACCAACGAAAACGACAAACAGAAAGGGCCCACUUAACCAUUCUGUUUGAAAAAUAUGUCCCACGUUGUCUUGAGAAGAUGAGAAACACCUUUAAGACAAUCACUCCAAUUCCUGAGAACUCUCUGGUGCAGACACUCUGCACUUUGCUCGACUGCCUUCUAACCCCAGAAAACAUUCCAUCUGACUCUUCAAGGGAGCUUUAUGAGACCUACUUUAUCUUUGCCUGCAUUUGGGCUUUUGGAGGGGCAUUGAGUCAAGACCAGCUCUUUGAUUACCGGCUGGAGUUCAGUAAGUGGUGGAGCAAAGAAAUGAAGACGGUGAAGCUGCCAGCACAGGGGACAGUGUUUGACUUCUACAUCGAUGGUCAAACCAAACGCUUUUUUCCUUGGAGUGACAUUGUUCCUCCCUUUGAAAUGGAAACUGGCACACCAUUACAAGCUGUUCUGGUACACACAGCAGAGACCCUACGUCUUCGCUACUUCAUGGACUUGUUGCUGGAGCGGAGACAGCCGCUUAUGCUUGUGGGGAACGCUGGAGUAGGGAAAACUGCACUUGUCAGGAAUAAGUUAAAUGAUCUGCCAGAGAGUUGCACAACUACAAAAGUACCCUUCAACUACUACACAACAUCCCUGGUGCUGCAGGAGACCCUAGAACGUCAGUUAGAGAAAAGAGCAGGCAGAAGUUACUCACCUGCAGGCAGCAAAAGGCUGGUGUACUUCAUCGACGAUAUGAACAUGCCAGCUGUUGACCCCUAUGGAACAGUGCAGCCUCACGCACUCAUAAGGCAGCAUCUGGAUUAUGGGCACUGGUACGAUCGACAAAAGUUGUCCUUAAAAGAAAUACACAACACACAAUAUGUUGCCUGUAUGAAUCCAACUGCUGGGAGCUUCAAUAUCAACCCAAGACUACAGAGACAUUUUUCGGUAUUUGCGGUGAACUUUCCUUCAGCCGAGGCUCUGAUGUCCAUCUUUGGGCAGAUCUUGAGCUGUCACCUGACACAGUACCACUUCAGUUUGCCGGUUCAGAAGAGCAUUGCAGCAGUAGUGCAGGCUGCAGUAACACUCCAUCACAAGAUGGAGCUUAGCUUUUUACCAACAGCCAUCAAAUUUCACUAUACAUUCAACAUGAGAGACAUGUCUAACAUCUUUCAGGGCGUCCUCUUUGCUCAACCUGAGAAUGUAGAAAAUAGCACUGAUCUGGCUCUGCUGUGGCUCCAUGAGUCCUGCAGAGUUUACUCCGACAGGCUAUUAGAUGUCAAAGACUUGCAGCUCUUCCGGAAGCUCCAGAUGGAGACUGUGCAUGAAUGCUUUGAGGGAUUUGAGGAUGAAAAGGUCACAAAUCAACCCCUUCUCUUUUACCACUUUGCCCAAAUGGGCAAGGAAUCCUCUUACACGGCUGUCACAGACUGGUCUGUGCUCAGGACCAUCCUCACUGAUGCGCUGGAGAGCUACAAUGAACUCAAUGCAUCCAUGAAUCUUGUACUGUUUGAGGACGCAAUGCAACAUGUCUGUCGCAUCAGUCGCAUCCUGGAGUCUCCGGGCAGUCACGGCUUACUGAUCGGGGUUGGGGGUAGUGGGAAGCAGAGCCUGACUCGUCUGGCUGCUUACAUUUCCUCUGUGGAAGUCUUCCAAAUCACAUUACACAAAGGUUACAGCAUCCAAGACCUCAAGAUGGAUCUAGCGGGUUUAUUCCUAAAGACUGGCGUGAAGAAUCAGCGUGUUGCUCUUCUUGUGACGGAUGCACAAAUACCCGAUGAGCGCUUUCUGGUCAUUGUUAAUGACUUACUGUCAUCAGGAGAAAUACCUGAAGUCUUCAGUGAGGAGGAAAUUGAGGGGAUUAUGUCCUCUGUGAGAGCUGAGGUCCGAGCUCAUGGGUUGCUUGACACUAAGGAGAACUGCUGGAGGUUCUUUACUGACAGAGUCCGACUUCAAUUGACGGUGGUGGUGUGUUUGUCACCAGUUGGAAAUGAGCUCCGACUAAGGGCCCGUCGAUUCCCCGCCCUCGUCCAGUGCACCACCAUUGACUGGUUUCAUCCAUGGAGCUCAGAAGCUUUGCAGUCGGUCAGCUAUAGAUUCAUCCAGGAGAUUGAUGACAUUGAGCCUGCUGUCCAGGAAUCCAUCAGUCUUUUCAUGGCCUACGUUCACACCAGUGUCAACGAAGCAAGUGAAAAAUACCACCGCGAUGAGAAGAGGCACAAUUACACCACCCCCAAGAGCUUUCUCCAGCAAAUCACGCUGUACACGAACCUUCUGCAAAAGUCCCGGGCCCAGCUCCAGCACAAGAUGAACCGGCUUGACAGCGGCCUUCAAAAGCUCCAAAGCACUGCUGCUCAGGUUGAGGACCUGAAAUCCAAACUAGCAGACCAAGAAUCAGAUUUGACCUUUAAGAAUCAGAAUAUUGAGGCUCUUAUUACAAAGAUUGGACUUCAGACUGAGAGGGUUAGCAGCAAAAAAGAGGCAGCAGAUGUUGAGGCACAAAAGGUCUCUCUCAUCCAGGCAGAAGUGUCAGUAAAGCAAAGGGAUUGUGAGAAAGACCUAGCCAAAGCAGAGCCGUUACUGACAGCUGCCACUGCAGCACUGAACACCCUCAACAAGGUAAAUCUUACUGAACUGAAGGCCUUCCCCAACCCUCCCCCAGCAGUUAUCAACGUAGCAGCAGCCGUGAUGGUUCUACUGGCUCCACGCGGUCGGGUUCCUAAGGAUCGGAGCUGGAAAGCCGCGCGGGCCUUCAUGGGCAAGGUGGAUGAUUUUCUGCAGGCACUGGUGUCAUAUGACAAGGAGCACAUCCAUGAGUCCUGUUUAAAUGUGGUCAAGCAAUAUUACCUUAAAAAGCCCGACUUCCACCCUGACCAAGUUAGGACCAAAUCUACGGCUGCAGCAGGACUCUGUGCCUGGACAGUUAACAUUGUUCGAUACUACGAGAUUUAUUGUGAGGUCAUUCCAAAGAGGCAUGCUUUAUCCCAUGCUAAUGCAGAACUAGAAACUGCAACAACUAAACUGCUGGCCAUCCAAAAGAAGUUGGUAGAAUUGGAUGCUAACCUCCAGAAUCUUACAGCUCAGUUUGAGAGAGCUACAGCUGAGAAAAUCAGCUGUCAACAGGAUGUAACCUGCACCAACCAGACCAUAGAGCUGGCCAACCGACUAGUCAGGGGCUUAGAGUCAGAGAAGGAACGUUGGUCACAGACGCUUGUUCAGUAUGAGAAGCAACAGAACACCCUGUGUGGGGAUGUUGCCCUCACGUCAGCAUUUGUCUCCUACAUGGGUUACUUUACCAGGCAGUAUCGUGCUGAACUCUUCAUUGAAAAAUGGAUCCCCUUCCUCCGAUCUCAGAAGGUCUCUGUACCCCUGACAGACGGCCUGGAUCCCAUCCUCAUGCUUACAGAUGAUGCCGCUGUGGCUGCUUGGCAUAACCAGGGUCUGCCAAAUGAUAGGAUGUCAACUGAGAACGCUGCCAUCCUGACCACCAGUGAGCGUUGGCCACUCAUGGUUGACCCACAGCAGCAGGGCAUCAAGUGGAUACGAAGCCACCAAGGCUCCAAGUUGAGAGUGGUGCAACAGGGACAGAAAGGUUACCUCAAUGUAAUUGAAGAGGCAUUAGCCUGUGGUGAAACAGUUCUCAUUGAGAAUGUGCUGGAAAAAUUCGACCCAGUCUUGCAACCUCUCCUGGGUAAAAACACCAUCAAAAGGGGAAGGUACAUUCAGAUUGGUGGGAAGGAGUGUGAAUACAACAGCGACUUCCGUCUUAUUCUGCACACCAAACUGGCCAAUCCCCAUUUCCCUCCUGAACUCCAGGCUCAAACAACCCUCAUCAACUUCACGGUGACCCCGGCUGGUCUGGAGGAGCAGCUGCUGGGACAAGUAGUAUCCCGGGAAAGGCCUGACCUUGAAGACCUGAAGAUGGAGCUGACCAGGCAGCAGAACCACUUUAAGAUUGAGCUUAAAAGGUUGGAGGAUGACCUGCUGAGUCGCCUCUCUACAGCCUAUGGUAAUUUCUUGGGUGAUAUUUCUCUGGUGGAGCAACUUGAGAUCACCAAGACCACAGCUGCCCACAUUCAAGACAAAGUGUUGGAGGCCCGAGAGAAUGAGACAAAGAUCAACGAGGCUCGGGAAAUAUACCGCCCUGCUGCUGAGAGAGCGUCACUCCUCUUCUUCAUCAUCAAUGACCUCAGCAAGAUUAACCCCAUUUACCAGUUUUCCCUCAAGAGUUUUAUCUCAGUAUUUAGCAAAGCGAUGGAGCAUGCGGAAUGUGAGGAGGAUGUGAGCGGCAGAGUGGCCGCUCUCACCGAGGCCAUCACCUAUUCUGUAUUCCUGUACACUAGCCAGGGCCUGUUUGAGAGAGACAAGUUAACCUUCUUGUCACACACUGCCUUCCAGAUUCAGCUCAAGCAGAACCUGAUCGAUGCCAAGGAGUUUGACUUUCUUCUUCGUUUCCCGGUGGAAGCUAGCAAAAUUAGCCCCGUGGCCUUCCUUUCACCACAUGGCUGGGGAGCCAUUAAGACCAUUUCUUCAAUGGAGGCGUUUAAUGGACUGGACCGAGACAUAGAAAGUUCACCCAAGCGCUGGAGGAAGAUUGUUGAAUCCAGUUGUCCUGAAAAGGAAAGACUUCCACAGGACUGGAAAUAUAAGAGUUGCAUUCAGAAGCUUAUUAUCCUGAGAGCUCUGCGCCCUGAUAGAGUGAUGUACACAUUAAGGAAUUUUGUGGAAGACUUCAUGGGAGCAAAAUAUGUUGAGACUGCAAGGUUGGAAUUUGACAAGUUGUACGAAAGUACCAGCCCAUCAACACCUGUCUUUUUUAUCCUCUCACCUGGUGUCAAUCCACUCAAAGAUGUAGAGAAACUCGGGUUAAUGCUGGGAUUGUCAAUCGAACUGGGCAGUUUGCACAAUGUUUCACUGGGACAGGGACAGGAAGAUGUAGCUGAAAGGGUGCUCAGGAAUGCUUCUAAACUUGGACACUGGGUCAUUCUGCAGAAUGUUCACCUGGUAGCACGCUGGCUCCCUGCUCUUGAAGCUCUACUGGAGAGCGAGGCAGUGGAUUGUCACCCCAGCUACAGAGUGUUCAUCACUGGGGAACCAGCACCUAGCCCCGAGCAGCACGUAAUCCCCAGAGGCAUUCUCGAGAAUGCCAUCAAAAUAACCAACGAGCCGCCCACUGGCAUGAAUCCCAGUCUGCAUGCAGCCCUUAACAACUUUAGUCAAGACACUCUGGACAUGUGCUCACGAGAACAGGAAUUCAACUCCAUGUUCUUCUCCCUCUGCUUCUUUCAUGCUUGUGUCACGGAGCGCCGAAAGUUUGGCCCCCAAGGGUGGAACCACAAGUAUCCCUUUAACACCGGGGACCUCACCAUCUCAGCUAAUGUUUUAUUCAACUACUUAGAGUCCAACUCCAAGGUGCCAUGGGAAGAUCUGUGCUAUCUCUUUGGGGAGAUCAUGUAUGGUGGACAUAUUACUAAUUACUGGGACAGAAGGCUGUGUAAGGCCUACCUGCAAGAAUUUAUGCAUCCCAAAAUGUUUGAAGGGGAGCUCUAUCUGUGUCCUGGCUUCAUGGCCCCUCCAUUCAUGGACCACAACGGGUACCACACUUAUAUUGAUGAACAUCUUCCACCUGAGAGUCCCUCUCUGUACGGCCUGCAUCCAAAUGCAGAGCUUGAGUGCCUCACCCUCACCUCGGACAACCUCUUAAAGACUCUGCUUGAGCUGCAGCCACAGGACUCCUCCGGAGGAGAGGGGGCAGUAUCGAGCACAGAGGAGAAGGUCAAGUCUAUCAUUGAAGACCUUCUUGACAAGCUUCCUGAGCAGUAUAACAUGGCAGCAAUGCUGGUCAAGGCAACAGAGCGAAGCCCGUACAUUUCAGUCUGUUUGCAGGAAUGUGAACGCAUGAAUCUUCUACUGGCAGAAAUGAAGAAGACUCUUGAUGAACUAGAUCUUGGCCUAAAGGGAGAGCUCACCAUCUCUUCUAGUAUGGAGACUCUGCAGUCGGCCCUGUUCAGUGAUGCUGUACCAGAUUCCUGGGCCAGAUUGGCUUACGCCUCCACCAAAACGCUUGCACAAUGGUUCAGUGAUAUCAAGUGUAGCUGUCGCGACUUGGAUAGCUGGACACAGGACCUUGUUCUACCUGCUGUUGUUUGGCUCUCGGGCCUCUUUAACCCGCAGUCUUUCCUCACCGCUAUUCUGCAGAGCAUUGCUCGUAGGAAUCAGUGGCCCCUGGACAAAAUGACGUUGACUGCAGAUGUGACAAAGAAGACAAAAGAUGAUUUUGGCCAUCCACCACGGGAGGGGGCCUAUAUUCACGGCCUCUUCAUGGAAGGAGCGCGUUGGGACACUCAGUCGGGAGUCAUCGCCGAGGCAGUUUUGAGGGAUCUGACCCUUCCCAUGCCAGUGCUAUAUGUACGAGCUGCACCGGCGAAAGAGCAGGAGCUCAAAAACACUUACGAGUGUCCUGUGUACCGCACUAAACAUCGCGGAUCCACGUAUGUUUGGACGUUUUAUCUUCGAAACAAACAGCCUCCUGCGAAGUGGAUUUUAGCUGGUGUGGCCCUGCUGCUUUCAGUGUGACACCUAAUGGAAUGCAAAUAGUAUUAUUUCUUGCAAUAGUAUUAUUAUGCAAAGUUUUGCAUAACAUGUAAAAAACAAUUUGAUUUAGUCAUGUACAUAUUUUUAUACCUCUUGAUUAUACACAAACCUCUAGUACAUAUUUCUAUGUUUUGACUUUGACAUUGUUUGGUGUCAGCACAGCACUGAUCAUGUGGUGUGUUUUUUUUUUUUUUUUUCCUCCUCUUC
This is a messenger RNA of Phyllopteryx taeniolatus (common seadragon), 13781 nucleotides long. Its product is annotated as dynein axonemal heavy chain 11. NCBI's taxonomy places the organism in Eukaryota, Metazoa, Chordata, Actinopteri, Syngnathiformes, Syngnathidae. The coding region runs from base 183 to 13556 and encodes 4457 amino acids. Gene Ontology annotation, cellular component: dynein complex. Gene Ontology annotation, molecular function: ATP hydrolysis activity; dynein intermediate chain binding; dynein light intermediate chain binding. The transcript is spliced from 82 exons. Gene Ontology annotation, biological process: microtubule-based movement. The record is from RefSeq and is a predicted model, not a curated record.